Messenger RNA from Magallana angulata, 3649 nucleotides. RefSeq lists its product as uncharacterized. Lineage: Eukaryota; Metazoa; Mollusca; Bivalvia; Ostreida; Ostreidae. The transcript is spliced from 2 exons. The coding region runs from base 42 to 1880 and encodes 612 amino acids. The record is from RefSeq and is a predicted model, not a curated record.
AUAGUACGCAGAAUUUAGGAUUCCGAAGAACGAAAAUAAGCAUGAAAACGUAUUUGGACCGGUGCUUCUCAGUUGUCGUUCUUUUGUUUCUUCAAUUUCUACGUGUCAGUACGCAACCUCGGAAUCAACACUGCACGUUUCCCGACUUGGAUCAAGAAAAGUUAUGGCGCAGCGGAACUGAAGAUCAUGAUUCUGCAAAAAUGUUUUUCAAUGGAGAUAGAAUUAACUUCAUGGGAUAUGAAUUUCGAGCCGAGAGACGUUGUGACGAAAUAAUAGAUCGUGAAAAGGCAAUCUAUUUUGUAGUUGAAGACCGGUUUUAUGGUGACUGGAAAAAAGUAUUUUAUCUUUGCAUGCAGUUUAUAAAAAGGUCUGAUUCUGUUGUUCAGAUUCGAGAAUCGAUUUCGUCAACACUGAAAAGUAAAGAAAGUUGUUCUGAACAGAGUAUGUUCUUGAACAGUCGUCCGUUUGUAAGAUAUCCUCUUGAGGAUAAUCCGUCAGUAAAAUGUCCAUUCACUGGGGGUUAUAAUUUGAAAUUUGCAUACAAAAUGAAGUCAAUCUGUGGUUCUUCAGGCAUACCACCUCGUUUAGAAAGUGAAUGUGAAGGUGGCGACGGCGUUACGUUGGAUUUCAGAACCAAGGAGUGUAAACUGGAUAACGAUUACAAUCUGGAGGAAAAUUUCCGAUGCUUGGCCUCGUGGACAGACAUAACAGCAGAAAAUAACUAUACCUACGUAGUUUUGGCCAAUAAUCGACGGUUUCCUGUGUGCAUGAGGCUUGAGGGAAAUUUAUCCGAUCUGAAACGAGCGUACAUUUUUCGCGAUGGUAAAUGUGUCGUUCACGAUGGGUAUGUCUAUUCGAAAUCACCAGAAAAUGUCGACUUGAACUUUGAAAAAAUAGUCGUUUCGAAUCUCUGUGAGAAUGAAUUUGACUACUGUACCCAAGAGCUUGCCUGUUCAAAGUACCAGAAUUACUGCCACAAGUCAUGUGGAAAAUGCCAUACCGAAACAAACGUCUGCUCUUUUCCUGAGUUUUUGAUAGGCACAUGGCACACUGAUUUUAAAGGCGUAUCAAGUGUAAUAGAUAUAUUUACAGACAACAUACAUUUGCCCGGCGAAGGCAACUUUAAAUGUGUAGGGAAAGCCAACUCAACAGAGGAUAACGCCUACAGAUUAACUCUGCUUCAUAUCUUCGAAAAUGGAUGCUUUCCUCGAACGAUGUGCUUUGAAUACAAAAAGACAUCUAAAAUGACCCUGCAUUACAAAUUCGGAAAAAGAGUCAAAUGGCCAGUGUUUCCUUUGGACAAAAUGAUCGGCGAUACCUGCCAAGACGUACUGUUAGACAUACCGUAUUCCGUUGCCAUAAACGGGGCUCAAAUAAAUACAACCAACUGCCGACUUCCGGGCGAUUUCGGAUUCAAAUCCGGUCACCUGUAUAUUCGGAAUUCGAAAGGGCACGAUUACUGCAUAGCGUAUAAUGAGUAUAGUGUUGGCCGAAGUGACAAAUUCAACAUGGUGGACAUCAACACAACAGAAUCUAUCAACGUGGAACACCUUUGUUUGUCCUCGGAGAAGCGCGAAGACGGCAGCGUUUUUGUCAUUACGACUUCUCUCUCUGACAGGUCUUACAAAUGUUGGGGAUUCAUUGGCAAGGAGCAGUCGCGAUGGAUUGUCCAACUUAGUUUGGAAGACUGCAAUGAACAAACUUUUGACUCGUUGCACAACGGUUAUGCCACGCCACGGAAUUCGUUUGUUGUAACAGAGGAUCCGAAAAAUGUUUGCACAGAGUCAAUAUCGGCGGGUAAAGUUGAAAGCGGUUCCUGUGCAAAUUGCGCCAUAUUUUCUUUGUUUAUGUCGUCAUUAUUAAUCAUAAUGACCAUUUGAAUUUAUGUAAAAAUGUUUAAAAAUAUUGAUCAAUUGCUUGAGACCAAAGUCCCAGUGAUCAACGAAAGACGAAUGUUGCCAUUUUUUUAUUAUUCAGACUUCCAUAUAGAAGCUUAUAUCUUAACAUAUAUUAGACUACAGUGUGUACACAUCACACAUCACAUUAUUAAAGACAGAGACAUAAACACAGUCACUUAACUUAGAUAAACAUGCAUAUCUACAUAAAAGUGUAUACACCAACAAACAGGCAUAUAUAUGCACAGCACCGCCAAAUAUUUUGUUUAAUUUGCGGUUUCUCCAUAAAAGUUUGAAUAUUUUUUAUAUAGAGAGGGAAGGGAUGGAAGAAGGUAAAGAGAGGGGAACACUAGUUAACAAAAAGUCAUUUAUCUAAAGACCACUGAAAGAGCUAAAUAAUAUAAAAUACAAUACCAGUAAGAAUAGACUUACAUUUUAUUAAGUGAUGGCGUUGAUUGGCUACAGUGGUUCUCAUAAUAUUGCAACAUAUAUACAACAGGACUGCCGAACAACUGGCUCGCCCCCAACUACACCAUUUCCAUGUGUUGUCCCUGACGGGCAAGUAGCAUGCUGGGUAAAACCGCAAUCAUGCUACCAACACAUUGACAACAAUAAACUUUAUGUUAACCUGAUAGGUAUUAAAUCUUUAUAUUAACUUUAUGUUUUAAUAAAUUGAUAUUUUUUAAAGAAUUAAGAGUUUAUGUUAUAUUAAACCAACAAUAACUUUUCAACACAACAACAUUAGGACCCAUUACUCUUCUUUCUCUAAUUUCUUUGCAUAUUUUGUCUUGUAAGUGGGCUUGGAGUUGGUCAGCUGAUAAUAAUUAUUUGAAACACCAAUUCUAGGACCUUGUUAAUUAAGCAUGAAACCAUAUGUAAAACCUUGAAAAAUUUAUUAGCAACCUGUCUAAUAGGAUACUUGUCUACAUAUAUAGACAUAUGCGAAACAUUAAUUGGGGUGGGACCUAGGUCCCAUAUGCCUGGGGGUUGAAAAUCUGAGGGUCUUGUGAAAUUAGCUCCAUGUGGUCUAAAGCCUUGUUGAUGUCCUGGCCUUGAUGCUUGUCUUGGGCUGAAUAGGACUGCCUAUUUGACACAUGUAUGGACAUAAGACAGUUAAUCACGCAGUCGACUGAAGUCCAAGACUUAGCAGGAUACAUUGCAAUUUUAAACCGGAAUUGUUCACCAUACAACUUCCAACCUGCCGACCUAUCAGCCCCUGUCCUAACAUCAUGCAUAUAUUUCAGCAUGUCUUGAAAAUUGCUUACAUGAACAGAUGUAAAUACACUAACAAAGAUCAAAAAUGCAUCCGUCCAUUUUUCAGUGGAGGUAAUUUUGACUAGAGACCUUGAAAUACUGGCCAUUUGACCAUCAUUUCCAACAACAAGGACUCUUUCACUAACUGUAUCUUCAAUGUUUGAAUUUUUCAAUAACAAGGCCAGAUCUACAAAUUUCCCUUCAAUAAUUUUCAUUCGUAAUGAUUCGCUCACAUUGUGACCCAAAGAAAAUUGAAUGGAGUUUAUCGGUGUUGGUGUAACACGCACCGUUUCUAUUCUAACAUUUUCCAACACAUUAGUACCUUCAGCAUGCUCUACCGGAACAAGAUUCAAGGUCUGUUGCACUUCCCUGGUGGCCCGAUCCUUCUUCCGUUUUCCAUGGUUGGUACGCGGCUCGACUUUCCACGUGGACGUCGGCCUGCGGCUGACUGGGUUUUCGUUUAGGCAUUCUUAAUCUUUACAAAGGGGGCUCAAUAAUUA